AAGGAGGGUGAGUAAGAUAAACGUGGAUGGCAGCCGCAACACACCAUCUGUUAGCUACGGUUUCAAUGCUGUCAGGCUUGGCGCUUCAGCAUUACUGGCAUAAUUACAUAGAGAUUCAGUAGGAGCUUCAGACGGGGUGUUAUGUUUGUUUCAAAGAGGAGAUUACAAGGAAGCAGCUUGAAGAGUGGAGUGAGCCGGGGGGCAGCUAGGCAGGAGGCAGCUGCUGUUUCCUAUAGUGCUACGACGCCGCAGCAGACAGGCAACAACAGUCCCAACCUGCCCUGUGGGAGAGGGGGAGGAUGCCAUUGUGGAGAAGUGGCUCCCGGGCUGGGCAGCAAGGCUCAGGAAAAGCCAAUGGACCACCCGGACCCAAAGCCAGGAGCCUGAGUUCCACCGAGAUGAACGGAAAGCCCUGGGCCGGGCCAAGCUACCAGGACCAAGCUGCAGCUGUACACACACAGGAGGACAGUACAUUGGCCCAGCUGGAACAGCCACAGCAGCAGCACCCUGACAAACUGUGUCUGGACUCCUUCUGGAGCGAGGUGGAGACCAUCCGCAGCCAGGGCAGCGGAUACACUGACCUUGAUACUGACAGUGCCAGACGAGACUCCAGGCACUCUGAAGAGGGGGAGCAGGAGAAGCAGUGGCUGCAGGAUGCAGGUCUUUCCACUCUGAUAAGACAGCAGAAGCAGAGACCAGACCAAGACAAAGGCGUAGACAGUGAGGACCAGGAUGUUGACCAGGCUAUCCUGCUGUCCACUCUGACCCGUACGCAGGCCGCAGCCGUCCAGAGGAGGCUAGACUCCUACACGCUGUCCCUGAGGAAGAGGAACAAGCCAGCUCCUCGUGACGUCAGGGAAGUCUUCGGCUCAUCCCCCUCUAUUGCGCAGACACCUCUACCAGAGUCUGAGCGUGUAGAAGCAAUAGCAUCUAUAUCAGAAGAAAGCAUGGAGAGAAUCCACAAGAUCCCAAUACAAGAGGACCAGCAGCAAGGAGGAGCUCUUAAAGAGGAGAUAUUCAUCACAGACGUGGCCUACUGUGAACAGGCAGCCAUUUUGUUAAAACAGGCCAAGCUGCCUCAGAUACAGAACAACGGCCGGAAGAGGAAAGAGGACGGUACACUGCCUAGGGUAAUCUGCCCCCAGUGUCGUCUGGGUGUGACUCGUACCCAGGACCUGUCCAACCAGGAUAUGAAGAAGGUUCGUCAGCUGGCCCUCAUUGACAUGACAGCACUCUGUGACCUUCUGGAGCUUGACAUGAAGAGGCACAAAACCCCCAAGAGGAAGAUAUCGGAGAGCGCCCUGUUUGGGGUUCCACUGGCCACGCUACUGGAGAACGAUCAGAAGGUCAAGCCAACUGCCAGCACUCCUCUCAUCCUCCAAGCACUGCUUUCUUUCCUGGAAAAGAAAGGAGUUGACUCAGAAGGCAUUCUGCGCGUUCCAGGCUCUCAGUCCAGAAUCAAGAAACUACAGCAGGAUCUGGAGCAGAACUUCUACUCUGGAAGGUUCAGCUGGGACGAAGUCAGUCCGAAUGACGCUGCAGCCCUUCUGAAGAAGUUCAUCAGAGAACUUCCGUCUCCACUGCUCACCGUAGAGCACCUGAACACAUUCAGCGCUGUCAGGGAUAUCCCUGAACUGAAACAGAAGCUACAUGUCUUGAACCUUCUCAUCCUUCUUCUACCUGACCCUAACAGAAACACACUUAAGAAUUUGCUGGAGUUCCUGAGUAAGGUGGUUUCUAGGGAAAGGAAGAACCGUAUGAACCUGUGGGCCGUUUCCACCAUCAUGGCCCCCAAUCUGUUCCUCCACAAGGCUGUGCCGUCCCGCCUCACUGAUGAGGGUCCGGGGGUGGAGAAGGGACAGGCCGAGAAGGCUGCUGAUAUCAUGAGGCUCCUCAUACGCUACCAGGACUUUCUCUGGAUGAUCCCGAACUUCCUGAUGAGCCAGGUGCGUAAGCUGAAUGAGAAUAGUAACCGGAGGUACCAGUUCUAUGACCGGCGCAUCAAGAACCUGCUGAGGAAAAUACACCAGGACAGCAAGGAAAAGCCUGACAAGAACUCAUCUGAGCUGUGUCGUACAGUGAAGAUCCAGGUGGCAGAGUUGAUGAGCAGCACCAUGGAAGUUCAAGUUAACACAAACUCCAGAGCAUCUGACCUGCUGGCUCAGUUCCACAGGCAUCUCCAAAGCUCUGACAACGUCAAGGACCUGCUGAAGCGGAAUGGUUCAGUAAAUGGUUCGAUGACCUACCCCGACUGUGCCAUCUAUGAAGUGGGUGGAAACAUCGGUGAACACUGCCUAGACCCAGAGACCCAUCUCCUGGACUUGUACAACAGCAACCCUGGAGGUGAGUGGGUCAUCAAGCUGAAACCCUUCGCCACCAGUAGAGGGCUGCAGCAAUAAGAGACAGCCACAGGCAGAGGGAGAGGCCAGCAAGGGGCUUCAAGCCCCAGUCAGCAAGAAGUGAAUUGCUGCAGUUAUAAACACAAAGACUGAUCCCCCUAUCCCCCCUUUUCUCUGGACAAUAAGGGGGAGACCAGACUGGGAGGAGCAAAACACAGAGAGACAGCAAAAAAAACAUAGGACUUUCUAAAGAGAGGUUGGAUCUGAAGUCGAUGCUUGACUUGUCAACUUCCAGAGUCUAUCCAAAUGGAGAUUUGGAGCACCUGGCUACCACAGCGCUCAUUCUUCCUCUCUUUCUUUUUUGUAUUUCUCUGUUCCAUCUGCUUAGACACUUGACGAAAAAGGGAACAGGCAAGGAAUGUAUAAGAUGCAUUCCUUUUUGUUGGUUUUGUCUUUGUUGUUGCAGUGGGGACAGUCGGUAUGAACUGAUGCCCUGUCUCCUGUUUGUGACACUUCGGCUGUGUUCUCUUCUGGGCUUUUCAGGCUCUCUAUAAGAGACCUAAUCAGAAGACUGAGACAAUUAUACUCUUCAAAGGAUCAAAGGUCAACCUCUAAGACUUUUAUGCAUGAUCUCCAAAGGGAACUUUUGUUUAAAAACAGAGAGUGAAGCUGGACUUCGUUUCUGUUUUUACGUCUUGUUUUGAUUAAGUGUGAUUAAGUGAUUGACUAUUUAUAACUGAUUGGAUGUGUCUAUGGGUGUGCAAUUGUCUGUAUUAAUGAAUGUUGCCCUUUGAAAUUAAUAGGAGCAUCUGAUACUGGUGAAGUUGGUAACAUUACAGUCAUGUAAGCUCCUUCAAUCUUUUUCUUGACGUUAACAGUGUAUUUUGCUGUUGUACAGUUUUAUUGGAUUCGUUAUUUGGAUGCCCUUCUGUACCUCUGCCUUUCCCCCCCCUAUUGCUCAUUUGCCAUGAAUUCCUGUUUUAAAACAAGAAACAAAAAUGAAACCUAUGAAUAGGGUUGGCUUAUUUUCAUCAAGCUAGGCAUUGGACACUAUCUGCCUCUGUUUAUGCAUGUUCCUACAAAUUAUUUUAGUCCUCAAUUGAACAACAGGUCCAACCAAGAUGUUACUUCAUAAGGGCUGCCACAUUGGACAGCUGGGGAGCAAUUAGGGUUAAUUGACUUGCUCGAGGACAAAACAAUAAAUGUUUCCCCCUUUGCUAGCUUGGGGAUUUGAUCUAGAAACCUCUUGGCUACUGGUCAGGUGUUCUAACAACUAGGCUAUUUGCCAAUCUACAUGUAUUACCUUCCCAUGAAUGUAAUUGUUCCAUACAGCGCCACAGUUUUCUUCAGCAGCCAUUUUAGGUGAGAAUGAAGCAGUGUUCAGUCUGCAGUAUUAUAAUGACACUGAGCAUCCAUCAUUACAUAAUUUCCUCUCCGUCAAAUAAAAUGCAUUACACCAACCAUACUAGACAAGUCACUUUGUUCAAAUGUUUGAUAAACAGAAGUUUAAUAAAAGUCAAUAUAUGGCCAGUA
This is a messenger RNA of Esox lucius (northern pike), 3872 nucleotides long. RefSeq names its product rho GTPase-activating protein 40. Bases 300 to 2399 code for a protein of 699 amino acids. Gene Ontology annotation, biological process: regulation of actin filament polymerization; signal transduction; regulation of small GTPase mediated signal transduction. NCBI's taxonomy places the organism in Eukaryota, Metazoa, Chordata, Actinopteri, Esociformes, Esocidae. The transcript is spliced from 16 exons. Gene Ontology annotation, molecular function: GTPase activator activity. Gene Ontology annotation, cellular component: cytoplasm. The record is from RefSeq and is a predicted model, not a curated record.